AUGAGCCUAAAGUGUGGUGUCACAUUACGUGAUUGGUGUGAUACUAUGGCACCUCGACGAUAUAACGUCGAUGAACGCCGAUUGGUGCAGUUUGGUAUGCACCAUCAGUUUCUACGAAAGCUAUCGACUUAUCCUAUAUCAACAGUGUCGUCGGGUGAAAUGGAACGUUCUGGGAAGAUAUUUCGUCUAUGUGAUGGUACGAGAGCAUUGGAAGAUCUGGCGGUGAUCUAUGACAUGAUGCCUGAUGAGCUCCACUACAUGCUGAUUGAAAGCGGCAAAUUUAAGUUCAUCAGCAAAUAA
Molecule: messenger RNA, 300 nt
Organism: Cooperia oncophora
Lineage: Eukaryota; Metazoa; Nematoda; Chromadorea; Rhabditida; Trichostrongylidae
Source: the annotation of a GenBank genome assembly